Miscanthus lutarioriparius is the source of this 720-nucleotide messenger RNA. The record is from the annotation of a GenBank genome assembly. NCBI's taxonomy places the organism in Eukaryota, Viridiplantae, Streptophyta, Magnoliopsida, Poales, Poaceae.
AUGGUGGCGAGGAGCCCCAACGCCAAGCCGGACAGGCAGACGGCGGCAGCCCUCGCCGCGGCUGCCGCGCUCAACCCGGCUCUCGUCAGGGAGACGCUCAAGAAGGUUGACCGGUGCAUGGCGCGGCUGCAGGAGCUGCAGUACACGGUGGCCGGCGGCGCCAAGGUCGUCUCCGGCGUCAGCCUCAGCCCGCGCAGCACGCGCGGGUACCUCCGCACCAGCCUCCGAUGCAAGCAGGAGACCGUCAGGCAAGAUGAGGGCGCCGCCGCGUCGGCGCAGAAGAGGUCCCCGAACGGCAAGUUCGGCGGCGGCGGUGGAGAGGGCGCGCAGUGGCGGCGAAUGUCGCUGCCGGCGAUGUUGCUCGGCGAGACCGUGCUAGAGAUCGUGCAGGCCAGCCAGUUCGCGCGGGACAUCGUCACGGCUGCCGGCGCUGCGAAUCGGGAGCCCCCGAGGACCCCGAAACCGGUUCCCAGGACCAGGAAGCCUGCGGCGGCGGGGGCGGAGCAGACGCCCCUCCGCGCGCGGCGUGCCCGGGAAAAGCAGAGCCAUCGGGGUGGCGCCGCGACGCGCUUCGCCGACGCCGCCACCCCGCCGUCGCGUGGCCGCGUGCGGUCCCGGAUCCAGUUCAAGCCCGCGUCGCCGCCGGUGGCCGUCGGCCGGCCGUCGGUGUCCGCCAACCGCGUCUCCCGAAGAACCGGCCGUGGGCGAAGAAGGCGGUGA